AUGGCAUCCGGCACUGACCUCGCGGCUCACCUCCAAAACCUUAUCCCAGACUCGCACGCUCAACUUCGCGACUCUGUCCUACCAUCCCUCUUAAAGUCAGUGCACACAAUAGCCGGCCAUCUACGCACAUCACCCAGCGUAACCCAAGUCGGCACCGCUAACGCAUUCGGCGACGAUCAACUCAACGUCGACGUCCUCGCCGAGGACGCCAUCCGCCAAACCAUCAAAGCCUGUCCUAGCAUAGUCACCGCCAGCAGCGAAGAAGACCCAAUCGAAAGAUCUUCCUCAGAAAACCCCAGUACUACAGGAAGUACAGAGCAAUACACACUAGCCUUUGACCCCCUCGACGGCUCCUCCAUCAUCGCCCCAAACUGGAGCGUAGGCACUAUCCUCGGCAUCUGGUCUGGCGCCUCAGCCCUGCACUCCCCCCCAUCCACACAUCAAAUUGCCGCAAUCCUCGGUGUGCUUGGUCCCCGCACUACCGCCAUCGUUGCCCUGCGCCUCCCCAACUCCCCAUCUGCCUGCUUCGAAGUCGGAUACUCAUCCUCUGGCUCCAUCCAAGUAAUCCGUGCAAACGUCCAGCUGGCGUCUCCCUCCGAUGUGAAGACGCGAUACUUCGCCCCCGCCAACCUGCGCGCCGCAGCUGAAGAUGCAAAGUACAUGAGCCUGAUCACGCAUUUCAUCCAGCAAAAAUACACACUACGCUACAGCGGCGGCCUCGUCCCUGAUGUCGUACACGCCUUGGUCAAGGGCCACGGCAUCUACAUCUCCCCCGUCACCCCGCAAAGCAAAGCCAAACUCCGCCGCUUAUACGAACUCGCCCCCAUAGCCCUAAUCAUCGAAUGCGCAGGGGGUGCAGCACUGGACUCCGCAACAGGGACCCGCAUACUCGACGUCGAAGUGCGUGAUACCGACGAGAGGGGGGGUCUGGUAUGCGGGAAUACUACAGAUGUCGAGUCGGCACGGAAAGCUUUACUACUACUACCAUCAUAA
Messenger RNA from Bipolaris oryzae ATCC 44560, 993 nucleotides. RefSeq lists its product as uncharacterized. Gene Ontology annotation, biological process: gluconeogenesis; fructose 6-phosphate metabolic process; fructose metabolic process. NCBI's taxonomy places the organism in Eukaryota, Fungi, Ascomycota, Dothideomycetes, Pleosporales, Pleosporaceae. Gene Ontology annotation, cellular component: cytoplasm. The record is from RefSeq and is a predicted model, not a curated record. Gene Ontology annotation, molecular function: fructose 1,6-bisphosphate 1-phosphatase activity. The coding region runs from base 1 to 993 and encodes 330 amino acids. The transcript has a single exon.